ACACAGCAGAGCACACGGCAGAGCACACAGCAGAGCAGCAGGCAGAGCACACAGCAGAGCACACAGCAGAGCAGCACCCUGCAGAGGAUUCCCAGGCACCUACCCAGUGCAGAACAUCCCUUGUGUACAUCAUUGCUUUGGAAUCAUCUGAUCUGGAAAUGAUCACCAGUUUUCUUGACAGUCUGAACCCUGCUUCAGGGAAAGACCGGGCAUCCUUUGAUAAAUUGUACCAGCUGGGUUCUCUCAUGGGGCGUGGUGGAUUUGGCACAGUCUACGGGGCGCGAAGACUCACCGAUCACGUACAGGUGGCCGUGAAGCAUAUCUUGAAGAGUCGAGUAGUGGAAUGGGCACAGCUGGGUAAAUUGUCACGCGUGCCCAUGGAAGUGUUUCUGAUGCUGAAAGUCAAGGGUCACAAGGGCAUCAUUGAGCUUCUGGAUUGGUUUGAAACCCCGGACAGUUUCUUCCUGGUAAUGGAGAUGCCGGAACACUGUCGGGAUCUGUUCGAUGUGAUCACAGAACAAGGGCACCUGGAGGAAGGGAUUGCACGAGGCCUGUUCCGGCAGGUGGUGGAGGCGGUACGGCACUGCCACAACCAUGGCAUCACACACCGUGAUAUCAAAGAUGAGAACCUAUUACUCAACACUCACACAGGAGAACUCAAACUCAUCGACUUUGGCUCCGGAGCUGUGCUGCAGGAUUCCUUCUACACUGAUUUUGAUGGAACCAGAGUAUACAGCCCUCCAGAAUGGGUGGCUUUCCGGAAAUAUAAGGCCGUGCCAGCGGCAGUCUGGUCUCUGGGCAUCCUGCUGUUCGAUAUGGUCUGCGGUGACAUCCCCUUCGAAAGAGACCAGGAAAUUCUACAAGCGCAGCUAAACUUUAGGACCAAAGUGACCCCAGAAUGUGAAAAAUUAAUCCGAUGGUGUUUAUCCACAUGCCCUUCAGACCGCCCCUCGCUUGAACAGAUAGUCCAGCAUCCGUGGAUGAAAGAAGACCGCACGUAAUGUCAAAACAGAAGGCCAGAGAAUUGAAACACACUACAGAGACUGUUUCGCUAUUGUGCGCGGCCUCUAGGGGGCACCACUCAAUGGAAAUGGUGUUAUGCCCUCAUAUUGCUGCAACUAGCAGUAAUGUUUUAGGUGUGAUGGGUAAUACUAUUAGCUGGAGUGACUCAUGUAUCAUGAGCAGGAAGUCCUGAAUAUGGCACUAACAGUGCGCGUUACACCUAGCUGUGACUCAUAGCCUGUAUCAACUCAGGGAAAGUAGGUGUGUUGGGUAACCUGGUUUUACAGGACGGUCUUCCUAAGAAACAGAGGAUUGCCAAAACAAUCAUUGCGACUUGCAGAAGUCCUUAACUAUAGGCGACGGGCUUUAAAGGGAAUGUUUAUGAGCCCUUUAAACUCCAUCUUGAAUUCAAAACUGUCUGCAAUAGACUGCUAGCUUUAUUGCAACAUUGUGGAAGUGACUGGAGAAGAAACCCCCUAUGGGGAAACCUAAAGCCGCGUACACACGGUCGGAAUUUCCGAUGGAAAAAGUCUGAUGUGAG
Molecule: messenger RNA, 1543 nt
Organism: Rana temporaria (common frog)
Lineage: Eukaryota; Metazoa; Chordata; Amphibia; Anura; Ranidae
Gene: PIM2
Product: Pim-2 proto-oncogene, serine/threonine kinase
Exons: 6
Coding region: 159-1001 (280 amino acids)
Biological process (GO): regulation of mitotic cell cycle; negative regulation of apoptotic process; protein autophosphorylation
Cellular component (GO): cytoplasm
Molecular function (GO): protein serine/threonine kinase activity; ATP binding
Source: RefSeq, a predicted model, not a curated record